GUGGUAAUGAACGCAGGUCAAUUAGCUCCAUCCAUAAUACCUCUGCAGUUCAAAAAUCAGCUAUCUGGCUUCUCCAAUAAUGUAACUCGUAUUGUUAAUGCUAUACCGGAUUAUACGAUACGCGCAAUACCGGCCGAAGAUGAUAUGUCGCGUGUCAUUAUUGACACUCCGAAGGUUUUACCGCCGUUAGGUGUGGCAAUUGUUGCGGAGAAUCGAACUGCAAACCAAACAUCCGUAGAAGCGUUUUUCAACGCGAAAGCACGACACGGUCCUGUUAUCGCGUUGUCAUUACAAUUGCUCACACCACUCAGUCCAUUCACCUAUUGGAUAUCGAUGAUUCUAUCGGAUUUGUUCAUAUAUUCUCUAGCUUGUUCACUGUUCCUUGUCAUAUUUUCGGUGUCUGGUUGGAUGCUCGAACAUAAAGCCGAUGUUGCGUUGUUAUGGUUGUUAUAUUUCUGGUGUUGGCUGCCAUUCAUUUACAUCGUAUCGUUCCUGAUCGAUCAGGCGCCGAAAGCUUAUGCUGCUCUCAUCACCUACAGUGCUGUUGUCCCAAUCGUCGCGCUAAUUCUCAAAUUCAUUAUGGGUGUAUACUUACCAAAAAUACAACCUGUUUACCAUACGAUGUGUCUUCUGUUAUUGCCGCCGUAUGCGAUGAGCUAUGGCUUUUGGAUAAUAAUUGGUUACGAGAUUUCACCGUUACUUAUGAAUGUGUUAACGGCAGCUGAGGACGGCAUGGAUCAUGCGUCAAUUUACAGUUGGGAUCAGCUCGGUCGUAUUCUAACAUUGAUGGCUGUGUCCGGUGUGGUAUACUGGGCUGUUCUGAUGGCGAUACAAACUCGACGCAUCGCACGUUUCUUUCAUGCACUAUGGCGCAUUCCGUAUCGUUCAUCAUCCGUCAGUGAUGAGGUUGUUACUUUGUUUGGCAAUCGUAUUCAUGGCUAUUGA
Messenger RNA from Anisakis simplex (herring worm), 945 nucleotides. NCBI's taxonomy places the organism in Eukaryota, Metazoa, Nematoda, Chromadorea, Rhabditida, Anisakidae. The record is from the annotation of a GenBank genome assembly.